CCGUUUACGCUUCCAUUUUUUAAUCCUCCACCGCUGUCAUCGUCAUCAAAGCAGAGCCUAAUUUUCAUCUUCCAAAACGGCCAGAGAACCUCAAAAGCGGACAACGGUAACGUUACCAAUUCCAGUCGUCGUCAUCGAAACUUGUUGUCGCUGUUUCUUUUUUGGCGGGGCGCGAGUGAAUUGGGCGUUCUGUGUACUGGCGCAAAUGCAGACGCGGAGGGAGAGGUGGGUGUAAGCACAGAUGUCAUCAUAACUCUCCCAGCAUUCACCGAUCAUCUUCCUCAUCUUCCAGUCAACUGUUUGUACGCGGGGCUGGGGACAUGAGUAUGGGUACGAGCGUGCAGGUACGUGGGGCGCGUCAGGGAGAAUUCGCACUUGGUGAUGGUGCGUGUAAGGAGGUACUGCUAGCUUGAAGGGUGCGAAGGGAAAAAGGGAAGUUGGUUGAUGUUUGUAUUGAUGUUGCUACUGGGCCUGGGGUUAAUGCUGAUACGAUGGAUUGGGAGACGUCUGAGAGGAGGGCUGGAGGCUCGCGAGAAGAGAACAUCACUCACACAUCACCUCCAAGCUUGCAACCGACCGAACCGGCGCCAGGUAUUGAUGAAGGCGGUGUUAGGGAGGAGCGUUUACUACGGAGCGUAUCUUUGCUUGGUGUCUCCGAAGACUCUGCACCAUCUGCAUCGAAUUCUGGAGCCACUGCUGUAACGGACGCGUCUAUUCCCGGGUUGAAUGUACCCUGAACUACCUCUGUAGUCGAGUCCAGUUCCACGCUGCCUCGCCCGAGGUCCACACUCAGAGUGCUCGUGCUAUUAUAGGAAGUGGCAUGCCUCGUAAAUGCCGUUGGCUGAGGAUGCGCGAUCUCCGACGGAAGACUUUCUCCUGUCUUGCUUUUGACACUUCGUUGUCUCGUGCUUGUUUCGUGACAUGUCGUUCGCUGUUUUCCGCGCCGAUGCCAGGCUCCUUCCCAUCCGCUGGUUCGAGUGUGGAGGGGCGAACUGUGAGUGACUUGCUAAGUUGAA
Molecule: messenger RNA, 1016 nt
Organism: Suillus subalutaceus
Lineage: Eukaryota; Fungi; Basidiomycota; Agaricomycetes; Boletales; Suillaceae
Exons: 4
Coding region: 445-702 (85 amino acids)
Source: RefSeq, a predicted model, not a curated record